AUGGGUGAAAUCGUUGGUAAGUGCGCAAAGAGGACGAAUAAAGCUAGCAGUUUGGAGAAGCGGACAAAGCGGCAUGAAAUUAGGAUUAGCCCUCCAGACGAUGACACAGGAGAAGUGACAUUACGCAGCAAGGAGAAGGGAAAUAUGCCAAAGAAAAUUAAGCCAAAAGCUAAGGUGAAGGAUGAGGAAUAUGAUUCUGACUUUUAUGAAGGAUCAUUUCGCAGUAAUCCAACAUCCUCUUUACUGUCAUCAGAAGUGAUGACGCCAUGCACGUUAGAAGCAUUGGUUGCAUUUGGGUAA
Messenger RNA from Echinococcus granulosus, 300 nucleotides. RefSeq lists its product as hypothetical. Lineage: Eukaryota; Metazoa; Platyhelminthes; Cestoda; Cyclophyllidea; Taeniidae. The coding region runs from base 1 to 300 and encodes 99 amino acids. The transcript is spliced from 2 exons. The record is from RefSeq and is a predicted model, not a curated record.